AUGGCGACUUCUACCACUCUCCUUUCCUUCCGGCCAACCGGAAUCCGAGCAUCGGCUUUUUCCGGUCAAAAAAAACCUGACAACAAUAGCCGGAAAGUCUCUUCCGCCAACUGGUGGACCCCUCUCUUUGGCUGGGGCUCCAGUCCUGACUACAUUGACGGCAAAAACAACAACUGUAACGAUCUCUCUGGCUCUGCAAACACCAAGGACGGAUCUGUGUCCGAGUCCGAGAGAGCGGUGGGGUCUAGAUCGCGAUUUGCUCCCGGUUGCUUCACCGAGGAGAAGGCGAAACAGCUUCGGUUGAUGACCGUGGAGACCGAAACUUUCCACGAUAUCAUGUACCACUCUGCAAUAGCGUCUCGCCUCGCUUCGGACUUUCCGAUCCGACCCUCUCAGUAG
Telopea speciosissima is the source of this 399-nucleotide messenger RNA. RefSeq lists its product as uncharacterized. NCBI's taxonomy places the organism in Eukaryota, Viridiplantae, Streptophyta, Magnoliopsida, Proteales, Proteaceae. Bases 1 to 399 code for a protein of 132 amino acids. The transcript has a single exon. The record is from RefSeq and is a predicted model, not a curated record.